Messenger RNA from Penicillium alfredii, 381 nucleotides. RefSeq lists its product as uncharacterized. The transcript is spliced from 2 exons. NCBI's taxonomy places the organism in Eukaryota, Fungi, Ascomycota, Eurotiomycetes, Eurotiales, Aspergillaceae. The record is from RefSeq and is a predicted model, not a curated record. Bases 1 to 381 code for a protein of 126 amino acids.
AUGGAUCCGGGGUAUAUUGCUCAACCUGCCACGCAAUCCACGUCAUUUCAACCGUGGUGCGGGCCCGAUAUUCUCUGCCCGGGGGCCCAGGCGAGCGACUUCUUUCUCUACACAAAAGAGCGGCUAGGGCUUGCCCAGAUCGGAUGGCUGGAGCUCGACAUCACUAUGUACAGCUCUAGGGAUCAACUAAUGAAGCUGGCGUGGCACAAGAGGGCAUUUUUGUGUGAAUGGAAUGAAGCGUUGCCCACGCACCAAAGUCUGGCUAGCAUCCGAACUGAACUCUACGAGCCGGGCCUGCUCCCGGAAUAUCCGUUCAUCCGGGUUAUCGUCCGGGCUCGCAAUGACCUCCACCGUGGACAAGAUCACCAAAGGAAUGAAUAG